CGUCAGUCAGUCAUCUUGGUCGUCGUGAUCUUUCAGCAUGACGCCUCACACAGGUCUUGCCACUCUCCUUCUUCAACCCUCCGAAAAUCUAGGCCGCGCAGGCUGCAGGCUCCUGCCCUCAAAUUCUGACCCUGGAAACCGUAUUGAGAUCCUCUGACGAUUCCCCCCUCAACUAUGCUUCCAGAUAUCCCGCCUUGACGUCACGUUCCUGACCUGGCUCCGGUCGCCAUUUCGUCAUCAUCAUGGGUGUGAACGGCCUCUGGACUGUCAUCCAACCAUGCGCACGCCCGACAAACCUCGCUACACUGAAUCGUAAACGUCUCGCCGUAGAUGCCUCCAUCUGGAUCUACCAAUUUCUGAAGGCCGUACGAGAUAAAGAGGGCAAUGCGCUCCGCAAUUCCCAUGUUGUCGGCUUCUUCCGUCGCAUUUGCAAGCUCCUUUGGUUCGGCAUCCGCCCCGUCUUCGUAUUCGAUGGCGGUGCUCCGGCUUUAAAACGCCAGACCAUCACGAAUCGUAAGCGAAGAAGGGAAGGCCGCCGUGAUGAUGCUGUGCGAACGGCUGGCAAGUUGCUGGCUGUACAGAUGCACCGCAUCGCCGAGGAGGAGGAAGAGAAACGUCGCCGUCGCCUAGAACUCGAGGCCACCGAACGAGCUGUACCCCAAGAGCCGGUCGAGGAUAUCCCCGAUGUUGAAAACCUCGUCUACGUGGACGAACUAGGUAUGAGCCAGCAGGAGCGCCAGAAGACGCGAAAGUUCUACAAGCAAGAUGCGUAUCAUCUUCCGGAUCUGGAUGGUGGUAUCGAAGGUAUGGGCCGACCCGAAGAUCCCCGCAUCAUGAGCAUCGAGGAACUAGAGGAAUACGCCCGGCAGUUUCAUAGCGGUGAAGACAUCAAUCUUUAUGACUUCAGCAAGAUUGAUUUUGAGGGCGAGUUUUUUAAGAGCCUUCCACCUGCAGAUAGGUAUAACAUACUGAAUGCGGCAAGGCUGCGCAGCCGGCUGAGAAUGGGACUGAGCAAAGACCAGCUUGACGGCAUGUUCCCUGACCGUAUGGCUUUUUCGAGGUUUCAAAUUGAGAGGGUCCGGGAGAGGAAUCAUUUGACCCAAAGGUUGAUGCAAGAAGCCGGUAUGACAGGUACUGAUCUUACACUUGGUGUUAAUGGGCGCAUUGCUGGCGAAAAAGAUCGCGAGUAUAUCCUCGUAAAAAACGAAGGCGCUGAAGGUGGCUGGGCUCUUGGUGUUGUCAGUAGAGAAAAGGAUAGGGGAGAGAUACACAAGCCUAUCGACGUUGAUGCUCUCGAUUUUCAAUAUCAGGCCAAAGAUGAAGAUGCAGACGAUGACGAUGAUUUCGAAGAUGUACCAAUCGAAGGUUUGAAUCGGCUCCCGAAGUCACAUGGUAGUCUCAAGGCUCAAAAUGCUAUGAGCGGACCUACUUCGGUGGACAUCGAAGAUGACUCUCUUUUUGUUGAUGGUGAUAUUGAAAGAGAUAACACAACAGGGGUUGGAACAAGUGAUGAAACAUUGAUGCAAGAUGAGGAGGACGACUUAAACCGAGCAAUCGCUCUGUCACUCAGGAACCAGCAUGGAGUUGGGUCUCCUGCACAGGAACAAUUAGAGGAGGAGGGCGAGGAAUUUGAGGAUGUGCCUGCCCCUGAGUGGACUCAAAGAGCGGUUGAACAGCCGAAAGCAGUAACCACGACGAAUGGCAGCAUCAUCGCCCACAUUGUCAAUAACCGAGCAAAUGCGGCGAUACAUAAGCGACGCGAGAGCAAUGCCAGCAGCGACAGCGAGGUAGAUCUUCGGUCAGCUGUGUCCGCUGCGAGAAAAAAGAAGCCGAUAGUGGAUAAGCCCCAACCAAAUCCUAGCCCCGUCGUACGUAAUGUGAACUUCGACGGCCCCCUGCCGUUUGAAAAGCUCGACUGGAGAUCAAGCAUUUUUGGAAACAAGCAAGUGACCUCACAGCCUUCUGUAGACAGUGCCGAUAAGGACCUGGAUGUUGAUGAGAGCCUUGCUGGCGGCUUUCUGAAAGAUGUCGAAGAUGAUGACAAGCCUCGACCGCUGCCACCAUGGAUGAUGCAAGAUGACUCAGAUAUUCGAGACUCGAUGAAAGCUCAACAAGAGCAUGAAAGGGAAAACAACCAAGCAGACUUGGAGGCUGCAAUUGAGGAAGAAAGACAACGACAGAGAGACGCCAUUAUAGAGAUCGACUCUUCUGAUAGCGGUAAUGAGAGUGAUGUUGAGAUCAUCGAUGCUCUCCCUAUACUUCAGAAAACUCCUAUCAAUCUAAAUGGAACCGAAGAUUCAUCACAGCCAUCGAAUGCUACACCAUCAAAACUUGACUCUACGCCGAUAAAUUCAAUUGCAUUGCCCCCAGAGACUCACGCAAGACAAGGCGGCGAUAUCUUAGAAGAUGAAGGCGAAGAUGAAGAUUUGUCAGAUACUAUUGUGCCAAGCCCCCAAGUAGUGUCUGAAAUAUCCUCGCCGGAGCCAGAGUUUGAGACGGUUGAGAUAGCACAACCUCCAGAGGAACUCCACGUAAACCAAAGUAGCCCUGCGAUCGCCGAGGACCUAGCCGAGGGAAGAGAAACGGAUGAAAGGCAAGGACUUUCAAAUGAAGAGUCUUUAGAAGAUCUCAGCGGUUUAGUUUUUGGCCAAGAUGAUCUUGAUGACGAAUUCAGUGAUCCUGAGGAAGAGGAGUUGCUCACGCGAAUGGCCCAAGAGGCUGAAGAGCAUGCACGUUUCGCCAGCCAGCUGAAUAACAAAUCAGAAAAGGAAAACCAAGAGGCCUAUGAACGAGAGUUGAAAGCUCUUCGUACACAGCAGAAGAAAGAUCGUAGAGAUGCGGAUGAAGUCACACAAAUUAUGAUCACUGAAUGCCAGGCUCUUCUUAGAUAUUUUGGCAUCCCGUACAUUGCUGCGCCGAUGGAGGCUGAGGCACAAUGCGCGGAGCUUGUGAGACUGGGCCUGGUCGAUGGAAUUGUAACAGAUGAUUCUGAUAUUUUUCUCUUCGGAGGCACGCGCGUAUAUAAGAACAUGUUCAACAGUAACAAGUUUGUUGAGUGCUACCUUGGGAGCGACCUAGAGAGGGAGUUAUCGCUGUCUCGCGAACAGCUAAUUUCCAUUGCCCAAUUGCUGGGUUCUGACUACACGGAAGGGUUACCAGGCGUCGGUCCCGUCACCGCCGUGGAAAUUCUCUCCGAGUUUCCUGGUAGGGAUGGACUCCAAAAGUUUCGUGAUUGGUGGCGAGAUGUUCAAGCACACAAUCGCCCAAAAGAAGCCGACAAAGCGUCGAAUUUUAGAAAAAAAUUUCGGAAGUCUCAGGCUACUAAGCUAUUCCUUCCAACCGGGUUCCCUAGCUCGGCUGUUUUCGACGCUUACUUACAUCCUGAGGUUGACCACAGCACUGAGCCAUUUCAAUGGGGUUCUCCUGAUGUAGAAGGCCUUCGACAGUUUCUCAUGGCUACCAUCGGCUGGAGCCAAGAACGGACUGAUGAAGUUCUCGUGCCUGUCAUUCGCGACAUAAAUCGCCGUGAAGCGGAAGGCACACAAAGCAACAUAACACGAUAUUUUGAAGGAGGUGUCGGUGUUGGGGCUAAAGAAGCAUUUGCGCCGAAGCAGAGGGUGCAAAGUAGCAAGCGCAUGACACAAGCUGUGAAUAGGCUGCGUGCCCAUGCAGUCGCCAACGAGAUUGGGUCGGAGGGACCGGUUGACAACGAGAAUCCCAUCCCCAUAUCAGGAGGACGAAAACGCAAAACCAGGGGCGACGCGGCUGACGACGACGACGACGAUGGCCAGGGAAAUGAGCGCCAAAACUACGAGGCCAUUGACAGUCAAACCAGUAAUAGACGGAAGAGAGGUGGAAAGGCUAGGGAGACUAAAACGUCGAUGUAACAUACAAUGUAAUAAUAAUCCUUUUCAUCAAUGAGGCCAAUAUGCAUCUUUUACCUACUGAGUUCACCUUGGCGAGGAGUUUCUCCCGUAAGGACACUAAGUAACACGCUC
Xylaria bambusicola is the source of this 3998-nucleotide messenger RNA. RefSeq lists its product as uncharacterized. NCBI's taxonomy places the organism in Eukaryota, Fungi, Ascomycota, Sordariomycetes, Xylariales, Xylariaceae. The transcript has a single exon. Gene Ontology annotation, biological process: nucleotide-excision repair. Gene Ontology annotation, molecular function: DNA endonuclease activity; single-stranded DNA binding. The record is from RefSeq and is a predicted model, not a curated record. Gene Ontology annotation, cellular component: nucleus. Bases 243 to 3887 code for a protein of 1214 amino acids.